AAUGGAUGGCCUUGGGGAGUCUGGUGUUUCGCACGUGAAACCGGUUGUAAACCGGUUUUUCUGACAGACGUGCGGGUUCGAAAUAUACUGAGGAUCUGAUUCUUUUUGUUCGCAAUAAGUCCCCAUUCCUCAAGAUACAGUUCCUGCAUGUAUCAGGUUGUACGCCCUUUUGAUUCGCGUUUAUAUGUUAAUUGUGAUCAAACUGGUGCAGGUGUUGAAGUGCUACGAAACUUUUAUAUUAGUUUUAGUCACAACACGAUACAUGCCACCAACGUCACCGAUGGGAGUAAUAUCGGAGUCUGCUGCCGCUCAACUUCUAGAUUUUUCUCAGCGCCUCGAUAUUGGACUUCUAGACCGUGUCGUAAACUGUAUGUACCAUGAAGCAGGCGACCAACAAAAAAUCGCAGAGAAAGUCCUGAAUACACUCAAGGAACAUCCGGAUGCAUGGAUGCGCGUGGAUUCGAUUCUAGAAUUCAGUUCAAACCAAGAAACGAAAUAUUUCGCCCUUCAGAUACUCGAAGCAUUAAUCAAAACACGUUGGAAAGUCCUAGCCCGACCACAAUGUGAAGGUAUCAAAAAGUACAUCGUUGGUUUGAUAAUCCAAACAUCGUCCAGUUCGGAGCUCUUGGAGUCGGAAAAGACGUAUCUUGGCAAGUUAAAUAUGAUUCUGGUUGAGAUAUUAAAACAUGAAUGGCCUAAUAAUUGGUCAACAUUCAUUAGUGACAUUGUUGGGGCAAGUAAGACAAAUGAAUCUUUAUGUCAGAACAAUAUGGUCAUCUUGCGUCUCUUGAGCGAAGAAGUUUUUGACUUCUCUUUGGGUCAAAUGACUCAAACAAAAGCCAAACAUUUAAAAGACUCUAUGUGUCAACAGUUCAGUUUAAUUUUUCAGCUUUGUCAAUAUGUCCUGGAAAAUUCCCAAAAUGCAUCUCUAGUUGUGUCGACGCUAGAGACGUUACUUCGUUUUAUGCAUUGGAUUCCCUUAGGAUAUAUAUUUGAAACUAAUCUAAUACAAACCUUAGUAUUUAAAUUCUUCAAUGUCCCUCUGUUCCGAAAUAUUACUUUAAAAUGCCUUGCAGAAAUAGCGGGUGUAUUAGUUGACGAAUAUGAUACCCAGCUAGUAGAACUGUUUGUUUCUACUACCGAAAAGCUAAAAGAAAUGUUGCCUUUAGAAACACGACUAAAAGAGGCGUACGAGCGCGGAAGUAAUGAUGAACAGAAUUUUAUCCAAAACCUGGCAAUUUUUUACACAACAUUCCUCAAAGGUCAUAGCAGUCUCGUCGAGAAACCUGAGCUUAUUUGGAAAUUACAAGAUGCUUAUGCUUAUCUUUUGAUGCUCUCGGAAGUCGAAGAAAGGGAAAUAUUCAAGAUUUGUUUAGAAUACUGGAAUAUUUUAGUUUCUGAUUUAUAUCGAGAAAGUCUUACAACUACGGUAGUUGGAACAUUGGCUGAAUCCACCACUGGUGAAGGUCGAAGUAAACAAUAUGCACCAAUUUUGUCUAAGGAAUUGCUUAACAGUUUGGACCUAUUAACACCAUAGGAUGUCUUUUGUUUAUAGAAGGAAUAACCGUGUUAUCAUCGUACAUUUCCGCUGUUGGUUAGCUACCAAAUCCAAUAGGUCAAGUUUUUGUGUCACGUCAUGACUAAAAGUCAUUUAGUUGCAUCAUGGCAACUCGUUUUCUUUACAACCACCGUAAAUACUAUAAGUUUAUCAAUAGUUGUAAAUUAUUUUUGACGACUUUCCAAUUCUCAGCUUCGAAGAAUCAUGAUCUCACGCAUGGCUCGUCCUGAAGAAGUACUUGUAGUUGAAAAUGAACAUGGUGAGGUUGUCAGAGAGUUUAUGAAGGAUACAGACAGUCUUAAUUUGUACAAGAGCAUGCGCGAAACAUUGGUAUACCUAACUCAUUUAGAUUAUUCUGAUACAAAGAAGAUUAUGAUCGAGAAGUUGCAACAUCAAGUAGAUGGACGAGAGUGGUCAUGGCACAACCUUAACACACUUUGUUGGGCGAUCGGUAGCAUCUCUGGUGCUAUGCAGGAAGACGACGAAAGAAGUUUUCUAGUUAUUGUAAUUCGAGACCUUCUUGGACUGUGUGAACAAAAACGGGGCAAAGAUAAUAAAGCUAUUGUUGCGAGCAAUAUCAUGUACGUUGUUGGUCAAUACCCUCGAUUUCUGCGCGCACACUGGCGAUUCUUAAAAACUGUAAUUACAAAGCUUUUUGAAUUCAUGCACGAGACACAUGAAGGUGUGCAAGAUAUGGCUUGUGAUACUUUCAUAAAAAUUGCUCAGAAAUGUCGGCGACAAUUAGUAACUGUACAGGUACGUGCGCUUUUAUAAAUUAUUGGUUGCAUUAUGUAAACACUAUGUAUCUUCGUUUACAUUUCUCUUUCAAAAUAUGUGGCGUGUAUUUUUAUAAUCAACCAAUUUAUAAAUAAGUUUUGCAGACUAUACGUCAGGAAUUGUUACAGGAAUUCCUUUAUGCAGUUACGAAACUGAAUUUACUUUCUCAUGCACGUUUUAUAAUUUGACAAAAUCAGUCAGUCAGUUACAACGUUAGGACCAGGCACAUACAUGCAUCAGUCCAAGUUGCCACACCUCAUUAGCACAGCAAGACGAACACCGGAUUCAUAGAAGCAGUUAACUCAAUGGUGUAAUAUAUAGAGGAAAGACUGCAUAUAAGGAUAUAGUACAGGAAGAAAGAAUUAGUUCGUAGAAAGGAAGAUAUGAAAUAAUUUUAGUCUCAUAGUUUAAGCGAAGACAAAGAGUGUAUACACCUACACCAUUGUGAUCGAUUCUGAGCCAUGUCACACAGAGUCUCCAAGUCAGUAAGUCAGUUAAACUAAGCGUGGUACCUGGUAAGUACGUAUAGCAGUUCAAGUUGCCAUACACCAUUGGCAUAGUCAGAUGAAAUUCUUAGGGAAAGGCCCAGAGUAGUAGAGAUGAUAACAACAUCAGUGAUAUUAGAAAAGAAGACACAGAAGAUACGAUUCAAGGAAAUAUAAAUUCGUGAAAUAUUAAGAUUAUAAGAGAUUCAGAAGCUUAGUAUCUGAAGAAAAACAAUGAGUCCAUCUGCGCCAUUGCAAACGAUUUUGAGCCGUGUCAUUUAAGGUCUCUGAGUAGUGGUUACAAUAAUCACGUGGAUGCCUAAUAAAGACUCGUGAACUGCAAAGACGAAAAAAUCAGAUUGGCUUCAGGCUUGGUCGUGGCUAUAUCGACCACACAUUCACCAUUCGUCAUAUUUUAGAACACAGAGAUCCUUAUCGGUGUCCAACAAUAGUGGUCUUUCUUGACUUAUAAGCAACACUUGACUGUAGAUCGAGAGGUUUUGUGGCAUUGUUUGUCAUUGAAAAGUGUACCUCAGAAAUACAUAGACCUUGUGAAGGCUCUUUACUCGAACACUACUAAUCGAGUCAGAGCUUAUGGCGAACUAUCAUCUCGUUUUGUGUAACCUCAAGUAGUGUCUGACAAGGCUGUCCAUUAUCUCCAUUUUUGUUCAAUUUCAUAAUAGACCUACUACUGAUCAACCCUAAUGGGUUGAUGUCUGACGAAAUCUCAGCACGGAUUCGAAAAACUCGUUCGGCUUCUGCCAACUUACGUCACCUGUGGCGAAGGCGAGAUAUCCGUCUAUCAUUUAAGGGAUGAGUAUACUGCGCGGCAGUUCAUUCUAUUCUACUUUACGGCUGCGAAACAUGGCCAUUAAGAGUAGAAGAUACUCGUAAGUUGCUAGUAUUUGAUCACAGAUAUUAGAAAUAUUGCCAGCAUCUGCUGGGAUUACCGGGUAAGUAAUAGUGAGGUUAAACACUGGGUAUUAGAGAAUGAUGGUAAAUCGGUUGAUGAGGUUGUGAAUAUUCAUCGAAUGAGACGCGUGGGCCACGUGUUAUGUAUGCCUGAACACCGAUUACCACGACGUGGAAUGUUGACUAGUGUUGAAGACGGAUGGAAGAAAGUUAGGGGCGACCAAACCAAAACGUGUCAUCAGUGCUUGAAGUCACUAACUUCUGGUCUGAGCCAUAUUGAUAGGUGCAGAAUACUUGAUUUGGGUCCGUGCGACUAUUGUAACCAGUAGUUGGAGACUCUGGGUGACAUGGCUCAAAAUCGAUCACAAUGGCGUCGGUGUAUACACUCUUUGUCUGCCCUUAAACGGCGGGAUUAAAAUUGCUUUAUACCUCUACGAACUAAUUCUUUCUUCCCUUAUUAUAUCCUUAUACACAAUCUUUAUUUUAUAUGUUACUACCAUUGAAGUAACUACUUCUAUGAAUUUGGUGUUUAUCUUGUUGUGCUAAUGAGGUGUGGCAACUUGGACUGAUGCAUAUACAUGUCUGGUCCUACGUUGUUGCUGAUUGACUGAUACAUGUUAAAAUGGCUCAGUACAAUUGUCAAUGACUUUAUGGAUUGGUGCCACGUCUUAGUUUGAUCGCCCCUAGCUUUUUUCCAAUCUACUACUACACCAGACAGCACCGCUCGUCGAGGUGGAUGGCGGUUGGGGAUAUGUGAGAUAUGACCCAACCACCUCAGUUGAUGAAAAUGUUCUACCUCAUCAGCCGAUUUCCCAUCUUUACCUAGUACUUUAUUCCGAACCUAAUCAUUGCUUACUCCGUGGUCCCAAAGUACGCGAUCAAUGCUUUGUAAACACCUAUGAUCGAAUACCAGCAACCUACGAAUAUUCUCCAUUCCUAAUCACCAUGUUCCACAUCUAGAAAUUAGGACGGAGCAAACUGCUGCGCAGUAAACUCGUCUUUCAGCUGAAAUAUGGCUAUGUCGCUUAUUCCACAAGUAACGCAAGUUGGCAUAAGCCAGUCAAUCCCUCUGAAUCCAUGACGAGUUUUCGUUGGACACAAGACCAUCUGUACUGAUGAAACGCCCAAGACAAGCAAAGCAGUCGAUACGCUCAACUACUUUAUUCCCUAUCAUUAAUCCAAGCGCUAAUAUAACUCAAUCCUUAAGCAACAUCUAGAAUUUUGAGGGUAAGUAUUGUAUCCCAAACAUGCCUACAUUGUCACAAGGUGGCCAAAAGGCUUUUAACAGCGUCUUCAUCAAACGGAACUUUGCCAUCUGCACACUCCAAGUUGACAAGUUAGUCUCCUGGUAAUUCAACCCCCGAAUAGUCAAAUAACGAGUGUUGCUUCUAAAAUACACGUCCAUGUUCCAGAAUCGGCCGAAGGGUGAGUAUUUGGUGUGCUCAUCCACGUCCUAGUCUGAAACCAGUUUGACUUCUUCGGGUUCACUCUUCGCGAACUCUAGUUAGGUGUUGAAGUAUUAUUUUAGAGAUUAUAUUACUUAAACUGAUUCCUCUGUGAUUGCUACAAGUCUAUUUUUGUCCUUUCUUCUAGAUUGGGUCGACUCAGUUUCCAUAUUCUAAAAUCUUAGUUAGUCUAACUGCUCAAACUGAACCAUCAUCCUUACAAAUUUCAAUGGUUAAUCCAUCAGGCCCUGCUGUUCCCCUUAGCUUUAGACUGCGUAUGGCCUUUUCUCUUGGAUGUAGAGUGAAUAACAGUCCCAUUUUUUCCCGAAGUAGUUUUGCUAAUACUCUGGUUUUUAAUAUCUGUUUCUUCGAAUAGUCAUCUGUUGUUACUUAUCGCCACUGUCGUUUCUAUCUCAUUUGCUUUCGCUACCCACCACCAUGGCAAAACCUACAAGAUUAUGUAUUUCGGUCGUUAUAGCUUGGUUGAGUCAUCACGAUAGCCAAGCUCGAUCACUACAUCAUGGUAUCAACCACAAAACUUUGUUUUUGUGACAUUUAUAUUCAAAUCUCAUUACUAACUAGGUAUUAUUUACAUAAUUUAACUCAAUAAAAAUAUCUUUCAUAUCAUUCUUAAUUAUUAAUAACAGUCUCAGAUGCCGACUAGGCGGGUUUUUAUUCUAUAUAUUCAUAAACGUUAAACUAUCACAUUCUAUACAAUUGCCUAAGUCUGGGUAGCUGAUGACGAUUUCGACCACCUUAAUUUAUGCUUGACUCACUGAAAGAUAUAGUAUAAUCUGUGUUAUUUUUACGUAAAGAAUACAUAAUGAUACCAUACAUAUUACAUUUUUGUUGAGGGCUUUUACAGAUUUGUUUGACUUCCAUUUAUCUUCGAGUAACUUGAAAGCCAACCAGUAAACCUUGGAAAAAACUGUGAAGUUUUUAAUGAAAUAUGGUCAACUUCGUACCAUCCAACACAUAACAAGCACCAUUUGUUGCAAUAUUACAGAUAAACCGUUCUCCAGUUGUUUGACAAUAAUAAGAAUUUUCCUGAUAAGAUUUCUGAUCUUUAGAAUUUUCUGUCUGAAACAUUUUAUUCCAGCCGACUUCAGUUAGCGAGUCGAUGAAUGUGGAAGUAAGGUGACAUUUCAUAUUCUCAUGAAGAUUGUCGACUAGUUAUAAACAUGUUUCCACACUUCAUUAUUCUGUUCAUUUGUAAUGUAUUAAUAAUUCGAUUCCGGUUUUACUGUACAAUUCUUGUACUUUUCUUAUUCGGAUAGUACGGAGAAGCAGUUGAAUUUAUUGAAGAGAUUUUAAAGGAAAUUGAUAUCAUAAUCAAUGAUUUACAACCUCAACAGGUUCACACAUUUUAUGAAGCCGUAGGAGUGAUUAUCAGUGCCCAACUUGACUCAGCUGUUGAAGCUAGACAGAUAGAACGACUUUUUCGAUUACCCAAUCAAAUUUGGGAUGGGAUUCUCGUUCAAGCUGCAUGCAAUAUUGACCUGUUAAGAGACUUUGAAGUUGUACAACAGCUUUGUAAUUUACUGAAAACAAAUCACAGUGCUUGCAAAUCCCUCGGACAUUCUUAUCUUGUUCAGCUUGGUCGCAUUUACCUGGACAUGUUAAAUGUUUAUAAGAUAAUGUCCCAAAAUAUUGGCCAGGCUGUGGCUACCAAUGGAGAGCAAGUGACAAAACAACCACUUAUUCGCAGUAUGCGAUCAGUCAAGAAAGCGAUAUUGAAUCUUUUAUCUUGUUGGAUAAAAAGGACUACUGACCCUGUUUUUGUGGCAGAGAACAUUUUACCUCCGCUAUUAGAUGCCGUAGCUGACGACUACCAAAAAAAUCUUCCUGCUGCUCGAGAGGCCGAAGUUUUAAGCUUAAUGGCUACCCUUGUUAAUCGUCUUGAAGACCAUAUUCUCCCAGCUCUGCCUCGUGUUUUAGAUGCGGUCUUUCAGUCUACUCUAGAGAUGAUCGAUAAAGACUUGGAAGAAUUUCCUGAACAUCGAACUAAUUUUUUCACUCUUCUACAGGCUGUAAAUGCGCAUUGUUUUUCCGCUUUGUUAAGCUUAACAUCUGAUAAGUUCAAACUGAUUUUAGAUAGCGUUAUUUGGGCAAUCAAACAUACUAUGCGACAAGUCUCAGAAACGGGACUCAAUAUCCUGCAUACAAUGCUUGUAAAUAUGUCUAGCGCGAACUCCGAAAAACGCCAGGUAUUCUUUAAAACAUUCUUUAUGGAUAUUCUUCAACAUAUGUUUGCUGUCAUUACUGACCGCUCCCAAACAGGAAGUGAGUAUUUGACAAACCCAGUAACUUCAAUCUGUAUGGUCAGUUUUUUGUUUACUUUAAAGUUCAUAGAUAUUUCAUUUCCCAAAGCAAACUGGAUUUGUCUA
Molecule: messenger RNA, 7564 nt
Organism: Schistosoma haematobium
Lineage: Eukaryota; Metazoa; Platyhelminthes; Trematoda; Strigeidida; Schistosomatidae
Product: Exportin-1, variant 3
Exons: 12
Coding region: 185-1537 (450 amino acids)
Biological process (GO): ribosomal large subunit export from nucleus; ribosomal small subunit export from nucleus; protein export from nucleus
Cellular component (GO): cytoplasm; nucleus
Molecular function (GO): small GTPase binding; nuclear export signal receptor activity
Source: RefSeq, a predicted model, not a curated record